ACACUGCGUCCACGUCCACGUCCACGUUCAUUGACCAUGAGAGUUGUUGAUCAUGGGCUGGAGAGAUAUUCUUCGUCCUAUUAGGGACGGCUUGAGAGACAAUUUGCCAUCAAAACAACCCCAUGACAAUCCGGAGAAGAACGUCCGCCGCCAACAAGACCUUCUCAAAGGAUUCACCUACUUUGACUCGUUCCAAGACAUCGAUAACUGGCAUCCUGACCAAGCAUACUCCUUUCAACGUGCAAACACUCCUCUACUUCCUCGAUCUGGCUCCACUGUAGUCAAAGGCAAAAGCAACAUCACUCUUAUACACGACUUUUCUGGCAAUUACCACGAUUAUGAAAACGUCCAUGGCUCCUUCGUAGAUCAACCUUCGUACAGUGGUGAAUACAUGCAGUCCAUAGACGCUUUUGUGUACUUCUCUCACAAGCUGGUCUGUGUUCCUCCGCCAUCCUGGACAAACACUUUGCAUCGCAACGGAGUCAAGGCAUUGGGUACAUUUCUAGUAGAACCGCAAUCUGUGGGCAUCUCGAAGAUUCUACACAGGUCUUUGGCAGACAAUCAGACAUGGGAGUAUGCAUUAGCAACCCAGCUUACUCAUAUCGCUCGUUUCUAUGGAUUCGACGGUUGGCUAAUUAACAUAGAGAAGACCUUCCCUAUCGCUGACUGGAGUCUCCAAUGUCUGCAGGGGUUUCUAGAACAGUUGAGAUCAUCCUUCGACGACGGAUGUGUCAUUUGGUACGACUCACUUACAUGCAAGAAUACUAUCAACUACCAGAAUGGAUUGACGGAGCAAAAUAUUCUGCUAGCGAAAGCUGCUGGCUCCAUACUCACAAAUUAUGUGUGGACUGCAGAAUCAGCUGCUAGGUCCAAAGCUUUCGCGCUGCAGAAUGGGUUCGAUCCUGUAAAGGUUCUUUGCGGCAUUGAUGUUUGGGCUCAAAGCUCGGAAGGCCCAGGUCGAUUGAGAGUGACCUACCCCAAGGAGAUAGGAGGAGGCACCGGCACUGGUUUAGGUGUCGCAAAAUUGGCCGAGGUUGGGCUUGGUUCUGGUCUCUUUGCUCCAGCCUGGCCGUAUGAGCAUUUCCCCUCUCAAUCAGACUCGGAGGCCGUCGAGAGGUCUAUGUGGACUGGAAAUCCUUUGCCAGAGACCUUGCGCUGCAGCUGUACCGUGAGGGAUCGUCACUCCAUCCGGAACUACAUGACUGAGCCCAUAUUCAAGAAUGCUCAUGAGUACCCUGCCGGCUCAGAAAAUUUCUUCUACACCGAUUUCAAGCAAGCCUUUGAGCAAUUCGUCUGCUCGAGUGGAACUGCCGAAAAGAACCGAGCAGCAGCAGGCCUUGUCUCGAAAUCUGUAUUACCGCGACCAGUCUUAUAUGCUGGCGCUCAGAAGACGCUCUUCAGUCAGGUGAAAUGCAACCCACCUAGACUGACAUUGUGGGCAAACAUUAUUCAAGGGGAAACAAGCACAUUUAGCGUCUUGAGGCUUUUCAAUCUUGAUAUGCCUGCCACGAGGGAUCUUUCGAUGGUAAUCAAGUAUCGAAAGCCGAAGACAUCUACUCGACUGCGAGUGUCGCUUCGACUCGAGGGCUUGGAUGUAGACGUUCCCAUGACGAGUGACGGAUGUGAGCAAACAACGAUGACUCGAGAUAUCCAAGCAGUUGAAGCAGGCAAAGGGCGAAUCACUGGGCUCUCACUGUGUGUGACAGGGUUUUCCGAGGUCACUGAGACCAACACCCUGCUCCUCGCCGAAAUCAUGCAAGUCUGUAUCCAACCAAGGAGCGGCAAGACCAGAAGCUAUUCAAUCUCCGACGUGGCACUGAGCGAAGUCAACGAGACGUGGACUUCUCUUUUGUGGAAGGUCAACACCGAAGGACUGGAGGAUGCUGGUUCCGAAGAUGAUGGACUUCCUCACAGCGAUGUUACAGGACCUUUCGAUUUCUUCGUCAUCAACAUAGAUGGCAGGGAAAUAGGAAGAGGGUAUUCACUAGACUACCUAUUACGAGACAUCGACGACGAGAUAUAUGUAAAGCUCACGGGAGUCGGAUAUGACGGCGAGGUGAAGUGCGUGUACACGGGCAGCUUACGGAAGUCACAACGGCGUUCGGAAGAGAGCUGGCAGCUGGUUUGAAGAGGCAACUGCUGUGGGCGCGAAGGUCCUUGAUGGUGUACAAAAGCACCCUGAGCUGCAACUCGAAAGUUCUGAAUGUCCUGCUUGAAAAACGUCACAAGUGCAGUCACAGUCUUUGAGUUUUGCUGAGGGUGACGAGUCUCAAGCUGAGCUCGAAGCUCCUCCCUGAAACGUUGACGAAGGGGGAAGUGGACAGCGCACGGACGCGUUUGGACAACGUGUCGAUAGCUGUUCGUUCAGUGCCAUGUAACAAGUUGCAUCUCCCUUCUUUGCUACUUUCGCUGUCAAUUCAUUCUGUGCCGUGUCACAAGCGCCCCAUCAGCGCAAACAAAGCCUGCAGGCAUCCUUCACUCAGACCCAGUCAGCACAA
This is a messenger RNA of Aureobasidium pullulans EXF-150, 2498 nucleotides long. RefSeq lists its product as uncharacterized. Gene Ontology annotation, cellular component: cytoplasm. Gene Ontology annotation, molecular function: mannosyl-glycoprotein endo-beta-N-acetylglucosaminidase activity. The record is from RefSeq and is a predicted model, not a curated record. Gene Ontology annotation, biological process: protein deglycosylation. The transcript has 2 exons. The coding region runs from base 53 to 2128 and encodes 691 amino acids. Lineage: Eukaryota; Fungi; Ascomycota; Dothideomycetes; Dothideales; Saccotheciaceae.